Messenger RNA from Aricia agestis (brown argus), 1631 nucleotides. Its product is annotated as acetylcholinesterase-like. The coding region runs from base 1 to 1629 and encodes 542 amino acids. NCBI's taxonomy places the organism in Eukaryota, Metazoa, Arthropoda, Insecta, Lepidoptera, Lycaenidae. The record is from RefSeq and is a predicted model, not a curated record. The transcript has 3 exons.
AUGUUGGUGUAUGCAGUGAUAUUGGUGCUGUGGGCGGGGUCAGCCGAGGGGGAGGGGCAUAUAGUGCACGCGCCGGCGGGCAGCAUCCGCGGCGUGCCGGCCGCCGAUGGCGACUACGUCAUGUACCUUGGUAUACCGUACGCCAGAGUCAACGCCAGCAAUCCCUUCGGAGAGGUCCUCCCCCACGAAAAAUUUCACAAUGUUUUUGAAGCUGUCAAAGAAGCGGCGAUAUGUCCGCAAACCAAGGAAGUGUUCGAUGCUACGAAAGACAAGGAUACAUACGACGGCACCCUCGACUGCCUAAACCUUAACGUAUUCGUGCCGAAAACGGUGACAGAAAACAAGGCUACCUAUAUAUUUGUAUUCGGGGGCAAGUUUUUGAACGGUCACAGCCUAAUGGAGAUCUACGGACCGAGGUACCUCGUACGACAUGAUAUCAUCGUGGUGACGUUUAAUUUUCGAAGCGGCCCGUACGGUUUCAUGUGUGCAAACAUCCCCGAGAUCCCCGGCAACCAGGGUCUCCGAGACCAGUACGCCGCGAUAGAGUGGGUCAGGGAUAACAUCCGGGCGUUCGGGGGGGACCCGCAGAAGCUCACCGUCGGCGGGCACAGCUCCGGCGCCAUGCUGGUCGACAUGCACCUGCUGACCGACCGGCCCCGGCUGUUCCAGCAGGCCAUCCUGCAGAGCGGAGUCGCCACGAGCUCGGCCUCCCUUCGCCCCUCCGACCCGGGGACCGUCGUCGGUAUAGCCGGCAAGCUCGGCUUCAGAACUAACGACACGUACGACGCUCUGUCGUUCCUAGCCAAAGCCAAUCCUAAAUCUGUCGUUAAAGCGACAGAAUAUGACUUGGAGUACCUGUGGCGACCGUGCGUCGAAAAGAUAUUUGAGGGGGUCGAGCCGUAUAUUGCUAAAAACCCGGAGUUGUGCGAUGGGCGAAACCUCGAUGGAUUGAAAGUGUUGGGCGGAUUUACGGAUCGGGAGAGCUUGUUCAGUUUGUACUCCUCGUAUUAUGAUCCCGUGUUUAAUCUGCCGUAUGAUUUUCGAACUUUUGUGGACGAAAAAUUUUAUCUUCGGAAUGAGAGAGUCCUCCUGGAUAUAGUUCGUCGUUUCUACGUGAACGACGAGGCGGAUCGCGAAAUCGUCAAAUACAAGAUUGUCGAUCUGUUCUCCGAUUUCUCCUUUGUAUACCCGAAGCAGCGGCAAAUGUUCAAGUACGCGAGGCACAGGAACACGACUGUGUAUAUGUACAUGUUCUCCUACGAUGGUUCCCUCAAUAGAAUGAAGAAUGUUUUGAACAUCACAGAAGCCGGAGCGACUCACUCGGACGAGCUGGGGUACAUAUUCACCAUGGGUCAUAUUUCAGACGCAAAAUAUAGCAAGGAGCAACUUAUGAUUGACCGGCUGACCACGUUAUGGGCCAACUUUGUUAAAUACGGGAAUCCAACGCCCGCGAGGUCUGAUCUACUGCCAGUGUCAUGGCCGCCGCUGACCACCACCACAGCUCCGUGCCUGCGGAUAGACACCAACAUGACCGUCAUUUCUAGACCGUUCCGAAGGAGGAUGGCCUUCUGGGACCUGUUCUAUGACGCGCAUUUAGAUGAGCUCCUGAUAUCACCUCCACAGAAGUGAUU